UUCCUGGGGCCGGCGGGGACGGUCCGGAGGCAGCUGGAGGCGGCUCCGCGUCCCCCUGGUCGAAUCACGGGACGAUGUCACGUGCUUUGUGGACAGUGUGGGUCUUGGGGGCCAUAAUCAGCCUGUUCAAUGAAGGGGCCCCUGAUCAGGCUCCUUCUCUGAUUUGUGACCCCACCGGUGCUUGCGACGGCCACUCCAGAUUGUUAAACUCCAUCCCCUCAGGGCUCACGGCAGCUGUGAAAAGCCUUGACCUGUCCUACAACAAGAUCGCCUCUAUCAGCAACAGUGACCUGCGGAUGUGUGUGAACCUCAAGGCCUUGAGGCUGGGAUUCAAUGAGAUUAACACAAUAGAGGAAGAGUCCUUUUUCUCCCUGGGGAGUCUCGAACAUUUGGAUUUAUCCUGCAAUCACUUAUCUAGUUUAUCAUCCUCCUGGUUCAGGCCUCUCGCUUCCUUGAAAUUUUUAAACUUACUGGGAAAUCCUUAUAAAACACUUGGGAAAACAUCUCUCUUUUCUCAUCUCACCAAUUUGCGAGUCCUAAAAGUAGGAAAUACUUACAACUUCACUGAAAUUCAGAAAAAGGAUUUUGCUGGGCUAACUUUUCUUGAGGAACUUGAGAUCGAUGCUUCCAACCUCCAGAGGUAUGGACCACAGAGUCUGAAGUCUAUUCAGAACGUCAGUCAUCUGGCCCUUCGUAUCAAGCAGCCUGUUUUCCUGCUGGAGAUUUUUGUAGACCUUUUAAGUUCCUUGGAACAUUUGGAACUAGUAGAUACUCACUUGAAUGCUUUCCAUUUUUCAAAAGUAUCCAUCAAUGAAACCAAAGCAUUAAUUAAAAAGUUUACAUUUAGAAAUGUGGAAAUCAGUGAUGAAAGUUUUAGUGAAGUUGUGAAACUGUUGUGUUAUGUUUCUGGAAUGUUAGAUGUGGAGUUUGAUAACUGUACCUACAAAGGAAUUGGUGAUUUUGAUAUAUCUAUUUUGGGCACAGUUAAAAGUCUAAGUAACAUAGAGACAUUAACAAUACGGAGGUUAUAUAUUCCAUAUUUUUACUUAUUUUAUGAUCUGAGAAAUAUAUAUGCAUUUGUAGGAAGAGUUAAAAGAAUCACAAUAGAAAAUAGUAAGGUUUUUCUGGUUCCCUGUGAACUUUCGCAACAUUUAAAAUCAUUAGAAUAUUUGGACCUCAGUGAGAAUUUAAUGGUUGAAAACUUACUGAAAAACUCAGCCUGCGAGGGUGCCUGGCCCUCCCUGAAAACCUUAAUUUUAAGGCAAAAUCAUUUAACAUCGUUAGAAGAAACUGGAAAAAUUUUGCUUACUCUGAAAAAUCUAACUCACCUUGACAUCAGUAAGAAUAAUUUCCAUCCUAUAUCUAAAACUUGUCAGUGGCCAGAAAAGAUGAAAUAUUUGAACUUAUCCGGCACAAGAAUACACCGUUUAACUGAUUGCAUUCCUCAAACGCUGGAAAUUUUAGAUAUUAGCAAUAAUAACCUCAAUUCAUUUCCUUUGACUAUGCCACAACUCAAAGAACUUUAUGUUUCUGGAAAUAAGUUGAAGACUCUUCCAGAUGCCUCCCUCUUACCCAUGUUACUAAUCAUGAGAAUCAGCAGAAAUACGAUAAACACUUUCUCCAAGGAACAACUGGAUUCCUUUCAAAACCUGAAGACUUUGGAAGCUGGCGGCAACAAUUUCAUUUGCUCCUGUGAAUUCUUGUCUUUCACGCAGGAGAAGCAGUCCCUGGCCCAGACCCUCACUGACUGGCCCGCAAAUUACCUGUGCGAUUCUCCGUCCCACGUGCGGGGCCAGCGGGUUCAGGACACCCGUCUCUCGGUUGCUGAGUGUCACAGGGCGGCUCUAGUGUCUACUGUGUGCUGUGUCCUUUUCCUGUUGAUCCUGCUCACUGGGGCCCUGUGCCACCAUUUCCAUGGGCUGUGGUACAUGAAGAUGAUGUGGGCCUGGCUCCAGGCCAAAAGGAAGCCCAGGAGGGCUCCGCAGAGGGACGUCUGCUAUGACGCCUUUGUGUCGUACAGCGAACAGGAUUCCCACUGGGUGGAGAACCUGAUGGUCCAGGAGCUGGAGCACUUCAACCCUCCCUUUAAGUUGUGUCUUCAUAAGCGGGACUUUAUUCCUGGCAAAUGGAUUAUUGACAAUAUCAUUGACUCCAUCGAAAAGAGCCACAAAACCAUCUUCGUGCUUUCCGAAAACUUUGUGAAGAGCGAGUGGUGCAAGUAUGAACUGGACUUCUCCCAUUUCCGUCUCUUUGAUGAGAACAACGAUGCUGCCAUUCUCGUUCUCCUGGAGCCCAUCGAGAAGAAGGCCAUUCCCCAGCGCUUCUGUAAGCUGCGGAAGAUCAUGAACACCAAGACCUACCUGGAGUGGCCCAUGGAUGAGACUCAGCAGGAAGGGUUUUGGUUAAAUUUGAGAGCUGCAAUCAAGUCUUAGGUUCCUUCAUGAAAGGCCAGUCUGGGU
Pteronotus mesoamericanus is the source of this 2459-nucleotide messenger RNA. RefSeq names its product toll like receptor 2 (gene TLR2). Bases 75 to 2432 code for a protein of 785 amino acids. The transcript is spliced from 2 exons. NCBI's taxonomy places the organism in Eukaryota, Metazoa, Chordata, Mammalia, Chiroptera, Mormoopidae. Gene Ontology annotation, cellular component: plasma membrane. The record is from RefSeq and is a predicted model, not a curated record. Gene Ontology annotation, biological process: toll-like receptor signaling pathway; immune response; inflammatory response. Gene Ontology annotation, molecular function: triacyl lipopeptide binding; protein binding; transmembrane signaling receptor activity.